AUCGUUGGGAAAAGUUACAGUUUUACCUGCUAGUAGUUAUGGACUGCGGUCUACCUCGACCCCAAGUGAUUGUCCUUGUAAUCGUUAUUGCGACUAGCUGGCGACGCCUAGACAUUCUUGCUCAGUUUGGAGAAGGAGAGUUGAGUUCAAGUACUAGAUCUAGAUGGCUAUCAAAUUCUUCUUGCAUGGGACAAUGCGCGUUGGUGCCAGGCAGCGAUCGCCGGGAGGACAAUGUUUGCGAGACCGACCUCUGCUCACAAGACGUCUCGAUCCCACUCGUUUACACUGACGGCAUGUUCUGUGUUCGAGGUGCACAUGUAGUGAACGAUCGUGACGUCACGACUACGUACUGCAAAAUUAUUCCAUAUAAACAGCCAAAUUCGCUGACGUGGAAUAUCUCAGUGAGCAAUGGCAGUCUCUGUAAGGCUAUAUGUUACAACAUAAAAGUCUUGAUAGUGUCUCCUUCCCUCUUUACCGUUUGGAGUGGUCGUUUUGGGAGCAACGAUAGAGCCAGUCAAAACAUGUUUCAUAAUCUGUUGGCUCCCGCCAAUGCGAAGUAUUGUGUUAUGGAAACAAGCGGACUACACGUGCUAAAGAAGACCUCUGUGAAAAUAUCUGGGGAAUGCAACAUGAAAUACACAGCUAAUAGCACGGUACUGGUAUCAGCCACAGCUAAUCCACCGGAUGAAGCAGUUGCCUACUGUGAAGUAGUUUGUGUAAAAACACUAUUAUCUAGAGCACUGAGUUUAAGAAUACCGUAUAUCAAACCUGGCAGAAUUAAUACAACUGAAGAUUGUCCGUGUUGUUUUCUCAAUGACUGGAAAGUAGCACUGCCUGUAUCAACUAGCAACAAUGUUUCAGCACAAUGUAUAUUGAGUAGAGACAGCAAUAAUUUUUGGAAUUUGACAAUAGAUGGUGGAUCAGAUGUGAGCUGUUCUGUUGAAUGCUUUUGCCACAAAGGAGUCACUCCAGACAACAUUCAUUCUGGUGCCUAUACAAUGGCUGGACUUAAAACAGGGUAUCUAUUAUGCUGCAUAUGGAUAAUGUUGUUGUUGUGAACAAACUUGGAGCAUUCGUUGAUUGCUGUAGCUAUUGUUAAUUGCUAGAUACAAUUAAGGCUAGAAUUGAAUUGACAAUUUUUGUUGCA
Corticium candelabrum is the source of this 1147-nucleotide messenger RNA. RefSeq lists its product as uncharacterized. Lineage: Eukaryota; Metazoa; Porifera; Homoscleromorpha; Homosclerophorida; Plakinidae. The record is from RefSeq and is a predicted model, not a curated record. Bases 39 to 1058 code for a protein of 339 amino acids. The transcript has 4 exons.